CCCGUUAGCUCAUCAAGCUGCAAUAUUCAAGCCUUGACAUUGCGAAGAUGGACGCUGUUAUGGUGUAGACAAGGAUACAUAGAAAGCACAAACUGCGAGUUUCGGAGCUCUGUUAUGACAACAUUUCCAGUUCGUCAAGGUGGAGGCAGGAGGUGUAUGUAGAGUGCAGUAGACAUCAGCAGCAUGUAUUCUGAGUGGCGCUCGCUGCAGUUGGUGGUGCAGAGUGACCAGGGCCACCUCAGUGUCCUGCACACGUAUCCCACCACCGUGGGCACGGAGGUGGCAAAUGCUGUGGUCAAGCCUUUGGGCACAGCUGUAAGCCCUGUUGCCACAGAGAACAUCCUCAAGACAGACAAGGAGGUGAAGUGGACCAUGGAGGUGCUGUGUUAUGGCCUAACCCUUCCCCUAGAAGGGGACACUGUCAAGCUGUGUGUGGAUGUGUACACAGACUGGAUGAUGGCCCUGGUGUCGCCCAGAGACUCGAUGCCUCAGCCUGUGGUCAAGGAGCCCAAUAUGUACGUCCAGACCAUCCUUAAACAUCUCUACAACGUCUUCGUACCAAGGCCUGAACAGCACAGUCUGAACCAUAUCAGGCUUUGCCAGCAGGUCCUGACUGCAGUCCAGAAAUUGGCACGGGAGUCUGUUUCCAUGGUGAGGGAAACCUGGGAGGUGCUGUUGCUCUUCCUGCUUCGCAUCAACGACACAUUACUUGCGCCACCCACGGUUGGAGUUGGGGUGGCAGAGAAACUGGCAGAGAAAUUGAUGGCAGUGCUGUUUGAGGUGUGGCUACUGGCAUGUGCCCGCUGCUUUCCCACGCCACCAUAUUGGAAGACAGCAAGGGAGAUGCUGGCCAACUGGAGACACCACCCUCCUGUUGUAGAGCAGUGGAGCAGAGUGGCCUGUGCCCUGACCUCCAGGCUUUUGCGCUUUACCCACGGACCAUCCUUCCCACCUUUUAAGGUUCCUGAUGAAGAUGCCAGCCUGAUUCCUUUAGAGAUGGACAAUGACUGUGUGGCACAGACGUGGUACCGCUUUCUCCACAUGCUUAGCAACCCAGUGGACCUGAGCAACCCUGCGAUAGUUAGCACCACUCCAAAGUUUCAGGAACAGUUUCUUAACUCCAGCGGUAUCCCUCAUGAAGUGGUGCUGCAUCCAUGUUUGAAACAGCUACCACAGAUCUUCUUCAGGGCCAUGAGGGGCAUCAGCUGCCUCGUGGAUGCCUUCUUGGGUGUCUCUGUUGAAAAGAGAGAUGUACGGGAGAGGGUGUUCAUUUUUCCUCCAGUGCUGCUCUCUCAUGGUAUAUCACGCCCCAGAGCUGACAGUGCCCCGCCCACCCCAGUCAACAGAAUGAGCAUGUCUCCGCCCCCCUCCAUCACCAACACUACGCCCCCUCACAGCCGCAAGCAACGUCAUGCGGUGGUCACCAAAACCACGAGCAAGAGUUCAACUGGCAGCGGUAGUCAGCCAACCAAAGCAUCCCAGCAGCAACAGCAGCAGCAGACUUCGUCCUCCCCGACACUGCUUUCAAGCCCCAACCAGAGCAGUUGGGAGACUCGGCCCUUGCCAGCCCCAGCACGGCCAAAGGUCAACAGCAUCCUCAACCUGUUCGGCCAGUGGCUUUUUGAUGCCGCACUUGUCCACUGUAAGCUCCACAGCGGCCUCAGCCGAGACCCCAGCAUGACCGCGAUAGCAACUCAAGUAGGUCUGGAGCUAAGAAGGAAGGGUUCCCAAAUGUCCACAGACUCCAUGGUGUCCAACCCCAUGUUCGACGCUAAUGAAUUCCCAGAGAGCUACGAGGCAGGACGGGCUGAGGCCUGCGGAACUCUCAGCCGCAUCUUCUGUAGCAAGAAAACUGGAGAAGAUAUUCUGCCUGUUUAUCUGUCCAGAUUCUACAUGGUCCUGAUUCAGGGUCUCCAGAUCUCUGAUUUUAUCUGUAGACCAGUUCUGGCUUCUAUCAUACUCAACUCUUCCUCUCUCUUCUGUACUGACCUGAAGGGCAUCAAUGUGGUGGUGCCCUACUUCAUAGCUGCCCUGGAGACUAUUGUACCAGACAGGGAGCUGUCCAAAUUCAAGAUAUAUGUAAAUCCUACCGACUUGAGGAGAGCCUCCAUCAACAUCCUGCUUGCCAUGCUGCCACUGCCGCAUCAUUUUGGCAACAUCAAAUCAGAGGUUCUGUUGGAAGGAAAGUUCAAUGAGGAGGAUGGGUGGCCUCAUGACCAGCCCGUGUCCUUUCUGUCUCUGAGGCUACGUCUCGUCAAUGUCCUUAUAGGAGCACUUCAGACUGAGACUGACCCCACCAACACACAGCUCAUCCUGGGUGCAAUGCUAAAUAUUGUUCAAGACUCAGCACUGUUGGAGUCCAUAGGUGCACAGACUGAAACAGGGAGUAUAGAUGGGAGCCACAUGACGGUGAGGAGUCAGAGUCACAGCCGUACCAACAGUGGCAUUAGUUUCACGAGCGGGGGAAGCACGGAGGCCACAAGCCCAGACUCUGAGCGUCCUGCACAGGCCCUGCUCCGAGACUACGCUCUUCCAGAUACGGCGGCAGGCCUGCUGGUGCGCAGCAUCCACCUGGUCACUCAGAGACUCAACUCUCAGUGGAGGCAAGAUAUGAGCAUUUCACUGGCUGCCCUGGAGCUGCUGGCCGGGCUUGCCAAGGUAAAGGUUGGAGUGGACUCUGCAGAUCGUAAACGCGCCGUCAGCUCUAUAUGUGGGUACAUUGUGUACCAGUGUAGCCGUCCAGCUCCUCUUCAGUCCCGAGACCUGCACUCCAUGAUUGUAGCUGCCUUCCAGUUUCUGUGUGUGUGGCUCACAGAACAUCCUGACAUGUUGGAUGAGAAGGAUUGUUUAGUAGAGGUGUUGGAGAUUGUGGAGCUAGGAAUCUCUGGCAGCAAAUCCCGACAGGAACAGGAAGUCCGACAUAAAGGGGAGAAGGAGCACAACCCAGCUUCAAUGAGGGUGAAGGACGCUGCUGAGGCGACUUUGUCCUGUAUUAUGCAGGUGUUGGGGGCAUUCCCUUCCCCCAGCGGGCCUGCCUCCACCUGCAGCCUGCUGAAUGAAGACACCUUGAUUCGCUAUGCCAGACUCAGUGCCACAGGAGCGAGCAACUUCCGCUACUUUGUCCUGGACAACUCGGUCAUCCUGGCCAUGCUGGAGCAACCUCUCGGCAAUGAGCAGAACCCCAGUCCAUCAGUGACAGUUUUGAUCCGAGGGACAGCUGGCAGACAUGCCUGGACCAUGCAGCUCUUCCACCAACCCAGAGGAGCUCGGGCCAAUCAGAGGCAGAUGUUUGUUCCAGAGGGCCGUCCAACGCCUAACAAUGAUGUGGGUAUCAGAUACAACGUCAAGCAGAGGCCCUUCCCAGAAGAGGUGGAUAAGAUUCCUCUUGUCAAAGCUGAUGUCAGCAUUCCUGACUUGGAUGACAUUGUCAGCAAAGAGCUGGAAGUUCAGCAUGACAGGCUUCGUGUUCAGAUGACCAAGCAGAUAGAGUAUGAGAACGCCUUGGAGCGGCACAGCGAGGAUAUCUGGAAGUCCAAGCCUUACCCUGACCCACAGACAGACUGCAAACCUCCUCCACCCUCGCAGGAGUUCCAGACAGCACGCCUCUUCCUCUCUCACUUUGGCUUUCUGUCUCUGGAGGCACUCAAGGAGCCCAACAACAGUCGUCUACCUCCUCAUCUGAUUGGCCUGGAGUCAUCCCUGCCAGGGUUUUUUGAUGACAUCAGCUACCUGGACCUGCUUCCCUGCCGACCAUUUGACACUGUCUUUAUUUUCUACGUGAGGGCUGGACAGAAAAGUAGCCCUGAGAUCCUGCGGAAUGUGGAGUCGUCAUCUAGCGUCCAGCCCCACUUUUUGGAGUUCCUGCUGUCCUUGGGCUGGCCUGUGGACGUGGGACGCCACCCAGGGUGGACAGGACACCUAGAUACCAGUUGGUCCCUUAACUCCUGCUCCGAUAGCAAUGAUAUACAACAAACGGAUGAUGCAGCUACUCCUGAGGACACAGGAGGUUCAGUGUUCAACGGGGAGAAGAAAGUUUUAUACUAUGCUGAUGCUCUGACAGAGAUUGCCUUUGUUGUUCCAUCUCUAACAGAAAACUCUGAGGAGUCAUCAGUGCACAGUGACUCCACAGUGGAAGCAGACACGAACACAGACCUCAUGCCUGGUUUAAACAAACAACCUAAUCUCACACUGGAGCUGUUCCCCAACCAUUCUGAAAACCUGGAGUCUGCCAAAAAGCUGAGUCCUUUGGUAAAGACAAAGAGGUCAUCGACUGGAAAGUCCUUCCCACCACUGGGUCCGGAGACGAAGGUGUUUGUGGUCUGGGUAGAGCGCUUUGAUGAUAUUGAAAACUUCCCCUUGUCUGAUCUCUUGGCGGAAACCAGCACGGGCUUGGAAGCCAGCAUGAGCAACAGCACUUCCUGCAGGUCAGGGUUACUAGAGAAGGAUGUUCCUCUGAUCUUCAUCCACCCUCUGAAGACGGGGCUUUUCAGGAUCCGGCUGCAUGGAGCCGUGGGUAAAUUUGGCAUGGUGAUUCCCCUGGUGGAUGGCAUGGUGGUCAGCCGCAGAGCACUAGGGUUUCUCGUGCGCCAAACGGUCAUCAACGUGUGCCGACGGAAGCGUCUGGAAAGUGACUUGUACAACCCGCCUCACGUGAGGCGGAAGCAGAAAAUAACAGAGAUUGUCCAGCGUUACCGCAACAAGCAACUGGAGCCCGAGUUUUACACCUCGCUCUUCCACGAGGUGGGGGAGGGAAAGCCUCACCUCUAACCCCCCUGCCCUGUCCUAACACUGGCUCACAAGCGCACACAACACACACACACGCACACACACACACACGCACUCUUAUCCUAUACUCAUACACCAUUUACAACUGUGCGUGCACACACAAACACACACACACACACUCACACACACACACACACACUCACACAGAAUCUUUAUAUUUAUACUGUACUGUUUUGUUAUUUAUAUGAAUACAUAUAUCAACACUGUCUGCCUUUGACUCAGAGAGCAAAGUGUCAAAAACCAUGCCAAGGUGGAAAAAGCUGCAUUUCUAUGUCGCAGCCACUCACUGAAGAUUUGAAUGGCUGAAGUUCAACAGUGACUGUCUCUCCUCAUUUAGGUCCAUGCUUUGUGGCAAAAGAGUUUCUGCUUGUCAUUAACUGCAAUACAAUAGUUACACUGUUGGCCUUUCUGAAAUUGUAAAAAGUUUGUCCUUUUAAACCCUGUGAUACGAGUGGAUUUCAUGAUGGUUUGGUAAUACAGAGUUCUGUCCAAAAUCCAGAUCUGCAUAUCUGUUUUUGUUUUAAUCAAACGGAUUUAUAGUUGGAUUUUUGCAAAGGAGAUAAACAUGCAAGCGUUAUAAAAAAAAAAAGUUUUGUAAUAUACAUCACUGCUGCUUCAAAGCAAGCGGCUUCGAGAGAACAAGGAAAAUGAUUGACAGCAUCCACCCAUUGUCUGAAUUUGACAACAAAUCGCCAUCUACAUGCAGACACCUGCUAAAGUCUUCCUCGUGCGAACACACAUUCGGCCAUCGCAGCAGCUGACUGAGCACACAGAUAUUGCUGUUUAUAUAUUUUUUUUUCCAGAUGAUUUCUAGGACUCCUACGUUGUAUUACUGUAUGUGGAUGUCAUUUUUGACACCUGCGCUGUCUCUGUGCCAGUCUGAAAGUCAUCCCAUCUCACAAUAGCCACUGCACUGUUUGUGUGUGUGUGUAUGUGUGUGUAUGUGGCCACAUGUAUGCUUGUUCAGCCAGUCAAAUUACUUACACUACAAGGAGUCACAGUGACCCCUAAAAACCCCAUAUGUGGCAUUUAAAUAGGAAUUAUGUAACUUAAAACAAAUCUCAAGAUGACACAGCUUUGAAAUUUUUCUCGGUCAAGACUUAACCCAAGAACUGGUUUCUCUUAAAGGGAUAGCGCCGAUUUUUGGAAGUGGUGUUGUACAUUCUUAUCCCAGGACAAUAUACUGCAUGCAGUAGAUUUCAACCAACACAACCCCAGUUUGGAGAGGCAGGCUAGAGUCUGACAUGGAAGCUAAGCAAUCUACUGCUGUGGAGGGGUCAGCAACAAAAUGUACUUUAACCACCUUAAAAAGUCCCAUCUAAAAACAUCAAUAUCAGUUUCAGUGUAUGCUCUAUUGAGACUAUUUUUACUGCUUUAACUUGCUGUCAGACAGUGAUUUCCAGCGGGAAAAUUAAGCUGUCAUCAUUGAGAAAAAACAUAAUUUAACAUUGCUGAACACAGGAGCUGCUGGUCUACUGCUGCCUCGAUCAAUUAGUUUGUGUUAUUGUGUGACUUUGGUGUUUAAGCAGAGUUUGUUUUGAUUCAACAAAGUCACACAAUAACACAAAUUAACUAACUAAUCGAGGCAGCAGUAGACGAGCAGCUCCUGUGUGCAGAUAACUCAAACUAUUGUUUUUCUCAAUGGAGUCGGGUGGCUUUGAUGAAAGCAUAGAUGGGGAACUGAAACGGUGAUCGGUAUCCCCGCCAAAGUGGGCUGCCUGAUGGUAAGGUAAAAUGGUGAAAAUACACUUAAUAUAGCAAGGUGGGACUUUUUUUCAAGUGGCUACAGUACGAUUUGUUGCUGCCCCCAUCCACAGCAGUGCGUUGCUUAGCGUCUGUGUUGGCACUCCUGCCUGCUUCUCCAAACUUGAGCCGUGCUAACUGACAUCUAAAUAUGUAGUACACUGAUAGAUAAGUACCCCAUGCAACCCUACUUCAAAAAAUCCGAACUCUCCCUUUAAUGCUUUGUAAUGUUUGACUUUACUGAUAUAAUUGUAGUUAUGGAGCUGCUGGAGUUUGCACUCGGUGUUUGCAGGGCUAUUAUGAAAUGACCGCAAAGACAUUUUAGGUUUGAAGUCUCUGCCAAUACCAAACACAACUAUAGCACAUUUUAAGUGUCUUGCUUCUCCAAACAAAUCUAUGGUGAUGCAUUCAAAGGCCAAAACAUUAAAUGUAGCUAACAGCAUUAUAUACAGCUUGCAUUUUGGCUGAUCAAAGCUGUAAUUUUUUGACCCAGAAAGAGCAUCAUUUAACUUGUCAGAUUAGUUUGGAUAACACAAAUGUGCUGAUUUGCCUUCACACGUUUUAGUAACUUUUUUUUUUUUUUUUUUGGCUUCACAAUCUUUUUCACUUUUGUUUACUCACUGUACUUUGGUUUUUGAUUCAAGCCCUCUCACUGUCUGCCUGUAACAAUGUGAAUCUAUUUAUCACAGCGAUGGAACAGGGCAAACACCUCUAGUUUCUUUGUUAUAUUGGAAAGUCUUAAUGCACUGAGCACAUGUUACGUUUAUUUUCUAUUCCCUUUGGUUACCUUACGUGUCCUUUUGUACUUUUGUGCAUUUUGAAAGAAAAACCCUGCUGAAGGAAAAGUUUUAUCUUGUGAAAUAUGAAUGAAGGAGAGGUGUCGUGGAGUUUUUAACCUAUCAUGUCUAAUUGUGUGACUCACUUUUUAUGACCGUGCUUUAUGCACAUUGCCUUUUUUUGGAAGGAAAAAGUACAUUAAAUAUGCUUCAAAGAAACUCCAUACAAUCAGUCAUACAUUGUAUCCUAUGUUACUCCUCUGAUGUUUGAUCAUAUUUAAAGAUUUGCCAUGUACAGAAGCGGAGGAUAAUAUGUAAAUAUAUGAUAGUGUAAGGCAUUUACAAGUUGUCUGUUGCAUUCCUCAUCUGAGUUGGCGAGGAAAGUUAUGUAUGUAUGCAAUUAUGUGUGGGAGCAUCACAAUGGGUAUUGAAUGUAACAUGCAUCGAUUAAAACUAUUAUUGACAUUUUAAUUUCUCCCAUUCCUAAUAUCUGAUUUUUUUGUUCACAGGAUGUCUAUGAGGAAUAAAAUUAAGUUCCACUUUUA
Epinephelus moara (kelp grouper) is the source of this 7849-nucleotide messenger RNA. RefSeq names its product Ral GTPase activating protein non-catalytic subunit beta (gene ralgapb). Lineage: Eukaryota; Metazoa; Chordata; Actinopteri; Perciformes; Serranidae. Gene Ontology annotation, molecular function: GTPase activator activity. The record is from RefSeq and is a predicted model, not a curated record. Gene Ontology annotation, biological process: activation of GTPase activity; regulation of small GTPase mediated signal transduction. Bases 184 to 4767 code for a protein of 1527 amino acids. The transcript has 31 exons.